Molecule: messenger RNA, 1173 nt
Organism: Lolium rigidum
Lineage: Eukaryota; Viridiplantae; Streptophyta; Magnoliopsida; Poales; Poaceae
Exons: 2
Coding region: 1-1173 (390 amino acids)
Molecular function (GO): protein binding
Source: RefSeq, a predicted model, not a curated record
AUGAAUUCACCACCGCAACAGGGUGACACACCAAGAUCCUGGUCAGACCUCCCGCUGGACCUUGCUGCCGCCGUGCUCCGGCGCCUCCCGCCACGGCCCGUCGACCGCAUCCGCUUCGGCGCCGUGUGCCCGCAGUGGCUCGCCGCCGCGCGAGAGAACCCAGCAAUGCCCCCGCACUUUCCCUGGCUCGCCUUACCCAACCGGACCUUCUACAGCCUGCCGGACACCUCCUUCCGGCCGUUGCAGGUGCACCUCGACGGCCACCGGCAGCUGCCGCACGCGCAGACCUCCUGCGGCGAGUGGCUCGUCUUCGAGCGCCACGACGGCGCCAUCACGCUCAUGAGCCCACUCUCCGCCGCCGCCGGCACCAUAGUGCUCCCCGGGCUCCACACCCUCAACCCUGACCACAACGACGUCCACGGGCCAGCCAUCCGGAAGCUAGUCGUGUGCUCGGGUAACCUCGUCGCCGCAGCGGUGGUAGACAAGCCGAGGGAGCCGUACGUCAAGCUGGCGCUGUGCCGGCCAGGGUCGGCCUCGUGGUCGUGGGCGCUCGUGGACGGCGCCAACGUUUUCGCCCGAGACUUUGUGCUGUACCAGGGGCGGCUUUACGCCUUCGGCCAAGACAGGAGCCUCGACAUCGUCUCUAUCACCGCCGACGAAGGCGGCUCGCCGUCCGUGUCGAGCGUCGACCGCGUCAUCGACAGCGUCAUGCGGACGUCUCCGGUCCAGCCAUGCUACCUGCUGGAAUCCGGCGGCGCGCUGCUGCUGAUAACCGAAACCACGGAUACGUUGGAGGGCAUCAAGUUGUUGGCGCCUGCGGUGGCCAAGUUCGCGGUGUACGUGGCGAGCUUCGAGCUGUCGCGGUGGACGGUGGCGCGAGGCGACGUUCUGGAAGCGGUGUCCGGCGGCCGGGCGCUCUUCGUCGGGCCAUGGUGUUCCCGGUCUGUUGCUGUCGGUGGCCCCGACCAGCCCGGGAGCGUGGGAGGAAACUCCAUCGUCUUCUUCUCCUAUGCACGCCUUUACUUCGCCGCAUUCCACCGGAGAAGGAUGCCGUUCUACUGCGCCGUCUUCAACCUCAAGACGCAACGGUGGCAGGAGUGUCUCCUGCAGACAUCUGUGCAGCCGCUCAAAGGUUUCCAGGCGACGUGGCUCUUCCCUCCCAGCAAGCCAUGA